Molecule: messenger RNA, 606 nt
Organism: Grosmannia clavigera kw1407
Lineage: Eukaryota; Fungi; Ascomycota; Sordariomycetes; Ophiostomatales; Ophiostomataceae
Product: Rho GTPase rho
Exons: 5
Coding region: 1-606 (201 amino acids)
Biological process (GO): small GTPase-mediated signal transduction
Molecular function (GO): GTPase activity; GTP binding
Source: RefSeq, a predicted model, not a curated record
AUGGCGAGUCCGAACAGCGCUCGUGAUGUGAUACGCAGGAAGCUAGUCAUCAUCGGCGAUGGUGCUUGCGGGAAGACAAGUUUGUUGAGCGUUUUCACAUUAGGUUACUUUCCAACGCACUAUAUUCCUACAGUCUUUGAAAACUACGUGACGGACUGUCGAGUGGAAGGGAGAAAUGUCCAACUGGCGCUCUGGGAUACGGCGGGACAGGAAGACUAUGAACGGUUACGACCACUGGCAUAUGCAAAGGCCCAUGUUAUCUUGAUAGGAUUUUCGGUCGACACGCCGGACUCACUGGAUAACGUGAAGCAUAAGUGGGUUGAAGAGGCGACGGAGAGAUGUCCUGACGUGCCUAUAAUUUUAGUCGGUCUGAAAAAGGACCUCCGCGAGGACCCGGUAGCUAUCGAAGAAAUGCGAAAACGGAGCCAGCGGUUUGUCACCAGACAUGAAGGCGAAUCGGCUGCGAAAGAAGUAGGAGCGCGAAAGUACCUCGAGUGCUCUAGCUUAUCUGGAGAAGGAGUCGAUGAUGUUUUCGAGGCGGCCACGCGAGCAGCUCUUCUCACGUUCGAGAAAGGAGAGGGGGGCGGCUGUUGUGUGAUUUUAUAG